AUGGAGGCCUUUUUAAUGGACCUCUCGUCUGUCGUCAGCCUUUCCAAGCUUCUCGUCAUUCGCUUCACCUGGAAGCAUACUUACAUCCUGGUGACUUCCAUUAUCGACGACUGGUCGAUGUCUCGAAACAAGCAACAACGGGAAGUUAUGAUGAGGUACACCCAUAUCGGCAGAGUGGUGUCUUUGACGAUAUUAUAUCUGGGCUACGCAUCAGGAGUCUCGUUUCUUUUCAUGGCCGUACCGUUCGACAAUUUGAUACCUUGGCUAAACGUCUCCAAGGUGAAUGAUAAUGACUCGAUAACGACGUAUUUUCUAGCAACCUAUUGCGUUUUUGGGUCGCUACCAACGAUCACCUAUAGCUGCGUCCUGUUACUGCAAACGGCGCAGAUCUUCGUCAAUGCUACCUCGCAUUGCGGAAAUGAUGGUUUCUUCUUUGGUCUCGCGAUGCAUCUAUGCGGGCAGUUUGAAGUACUGCAAAUGGAUUUUGCUGGCAUCGAAGUGGAAAAACAAAACUGUAAAAGAAAAAUACGGACGUUAAUUAUCAGACAUUGCCAUUUAAUAAGACUAGCUGACAGUUUUGAGUAUGCUUUCAACAUGGCUAUCUUAACACAGGUUUCAAUGAGCGUGCUGUUGCUUUGUGUAGAAGCAAUAAAACACGUUGUCUUAAUUCUGACGAUGUUAGUGCAACUGUAUCUUUAUUGCUAUGCUGGAGAUCAGCUGGAGAAUGUAACCGGAAGGAUCGCGUACAGCGCUUACGAUAGUCCAUGGUACGAUUUUGAUGUAAAAAUAAUGAAAGAUCUACCUAUGGUGAUGCUUCGAGGAAAGUUACCUCACCAAACAACAGCCGGAAAAUUUUUGCCGAUGAACUUAUUUUCAUUCAAAGAAAUUUUGAAAGCUACAGGCUCCUACCUUUCCGUUCUCAGAGUGAUGAUAGAUGUGUAA
Molecule: messenger RNA, 942 nt
Organism: Acromyrmex echinatior (Panamanian leafcutter ant)
Lineage: Eukaryota; Metazoa; Arthropoda; Insecta; Hymenoptera; Formicidae
Product: odorant receptor 22c
Biological process (GO): sensory perception of smell; detection of chemical stimulus involved in sensory perception of smell
Cellular component (GO): plasma membrane
Molecular function (GO): odorant binding; olfactory receptor activity
Source: RefSeq, a predicted model, not a curated record